AUGUUCAGACAUUUGACUUUCAGAGCUCGGGCCCCUGCUUUUGGUCAAAAUUGCCUAUCAUGGCGCCGGUAUUCUUCCGUUCCCAAGAGAAAUGUUCGUAGUCCUGAUCAGGGCCCAAAGUUGAGGUACCUUUUCGUGGUUGUGCUUGCGUCUUAUGGGUUGUUGCAUUUGGUCACCCAAAGAAUGGACAAGAAGAAAGCUCCGCAAACGUCUUUUUCUGAAAGAGAGUUCCAGGAGUACGAGAAAAGAACAGGCUUGAGAAGACGUGUCAAGUUGAUUCCUCCAGAAAAGAGAGAUCAAUACCACUUCUAUGCUGUUCCAUUCACCCUGUCAAAAAGCACUCUUGUCGAGUCGUUGGAUAAGCUUGGUCAACAAGGAAGGGAGAUUAAGGUGAUUGACACCGAAGAGCUCAUGGACAAGGAAGUCGAGCAGGAGGGUAAGUACUCAUUCUUGAUCGAGGACAUCAGAUCAUCAGGAAGGUCUGUUCCAAAGGGAUUGCUCACAGCUUUGGUAAAGAAUGAAGUUCAUCUUUACAUGAACACUACCAAGGGUCAAUAUGACACCGAUAUUGUGUUGGUCAAUUACCCACAAACGACUGAUGAGGCUAUCAAAUUUGAAAACGACAUAUCUGAUAUCCACGCAUGCUUGGUACCAGACAACGAAGAUGUGUUGCAAAAUAGCCUAGACCAUGAAAAGCUCAGAAAUGUCAACAACGUCGUCGGUUACUUCGAUAUGGUGCAUAAAGUGCAGAAGUUCAAGCAAGACAAAUAG
Messenger RNA from Candidozyma auris, 771 nucleotides. RefSeq lists its product as uncharacterized. The transcript has a single exon. The record is from RefSeq and is a predicted model, not a curated record. Lineage: Eukaryota; Fungi; Ascomycota; Pichiomycetes; Serinales; Metschnikowiaceae. Bases 1 to 771 code for a protein of 256 amino acids.